AUGAGUCCCUCACAGAAAAGUAACAGCGGUGCGAGUGUCGGCAGCAGGGAAGGCAGCAACAACAGCAGGGGGGUUAACCUAAAUAGUGGCAGAAAUAGGUCCUCCCAAAGUGGAAAUGCCCAAUACGGAAGGAACGGCCAAGCCAACGUGUACAGCUACCGAAUGAAUGCGACAAGCAAAUCUUGGCGGGAAGAAAACGAAGCAGCAGCGGCAGUGGGAGGGGUGACUAAUGGAGGAGAAGUAAAUCUAUCAACGCAUGACAAUGAGUAUGACCUUAAUUUUAUAGAAAAGGAGGUAUGCAGUUUUUCCAAAAUAAAUAACGACAAUUCAAACAUGAAUAGUAAUGCCACCUCAACGAAUUUUAAAGAAGAAGAAUCCAGUGUAUUAAAUAUGGAUAUGGACCCAGACAAGGCUCGUAGUAUGUAUAUAAAAAGGUUACAGUCUACGCAAUCGAGCAUGCACCUGGAAGGAAAUACUGAUAUAUAUAAGGAGGAGGAAUUUAUGGAAAUGCAAAGUGGAACAGGCAAAAUGGAGGACUGUAUGUAUAACUACAAAAAUAAAAGAAUGACAAAAAGUAAACAUCUAAAUAACAUGUUGGAGGAUAGAAUGGAUCACCAGCUAGCCGAUGAAGAAGAUGGAGACAAAGAAAUGUACAAUAAUUCAUUUUUUCUGUCGGAUACUAUGGAAGAUGAAUUAAGCACCGAUGGAAAGAAAUUUUCCUUUAUGAAAAAAAUCAAAAUGUGCUUUAACUAUUUUGGCCCUGGAUGGAUUGUAGCAAUAGCAUAUUUGGACCCAGGAAAUUUAUGUAGCAAUUUAAAUGUAGGGUUAAUUAGAUCACCAGGGGAUAGUAACAAUUUAGUGAAGGAUUAUACAGGAUAUCAUUUAUUGUGGAUUUUGGCAUAUGGUCAUAUUUUGGGUUUUAUUUUCCAAGUGUUAUCUAUGAAGCUAGGACAUGUCACAGGGUUAGAUUUGGCAUCCAUAUGUUACAGAGAAUUUGAUAAAAAGUAUUCCUACCUAUUGUACUUCUUCGUGCAGGUUGCCAUAUGGGGUGCACACAUACAAGCCAUUGUAGGUACCUUUGUAGCUAUAAAUUUGAUUUUUGGGAUAUCGGUCAAGGUAGCUAUUUUGUACACCCUAGUAGAAGCAUUAGUGUAUAGUUUCUUGGAGAAUAAAAGUCUUAACCUUUUAGAAAAUGUCCUAAGUGUUCUCAUUGGAUUUCUAGCUGUCUGCUUCAUUUUUAACGUUUUUAUGACCCCAAUUAAUUAUAAAGAGGUAGUUUACAGUAUUUUGUAUCCGAGAAUUCCCGAAGGGAAAGGAUUUGAUGCCAUGGCGUUGUUGGGUAGUAUCAUAUCUUCGCAUGUAAUUUAUUUACACACAAAUUUAACGUCCAAGAAGAAGGCUGUAAUAUUUAACGACAGAAUGUUAAAAAGGUACAACACAUUGGGAACAGUCGAAUCGGCCGGUUCGCUAUUCCUCUCUUGUGUCACCAACUGCAUUAUUGUCCUAACCUUUGCAGAGGUUAAUAUUAACGCACACGAUAGGAAAGAUGCUUACAACCUUUUCACGGCAUACGAAGUGAUGAAAAAAUCGUUUGGCAAAAUUUCCAUGUAUAUAUGGUCCUUUGGUUUGCUAAGUAGUGGAAAUAACUCCAGCUUCAUGUGCGAAUAUGCAUCCAAGUCAGUAUUCGAAGGAUUUUUAAAUAAAAAAGUUAACACCUUUUUACGAGUACUAUCUUUCCGCUUCUUCCUUUUCUCCAUUUUGUAUUUAUUCUUACUAUACGAUAAGUACAGCAUUGAUCAGUUGACAAACUUUAUUAAUCUCAUCCAAGUGUUGCUGCUCCCUCUGGCCAUUGUCCCUCUCUACCGAUUUAGUAUUCAUAAAAAUGUGUUAGGAAAAUUUGCCUUAACAAAAUAUCCCAAAUUUUUUGUUUUCGUUAUUGUUAUUUCGAUAAUUAUUGCCAACCUGAUGUUAACAAUUUUUGAUUUCCUUCAGAAAGUGCCCAAUAUGUAUUCUGUAUGUUUUGCCAUUUUUUUUUCCCUCCUUUAUUUAUCCUUCAUGGUUUUUCUCUUCAAAAUGCCUAUUACCAAGAGCUACUGUCGCCUGCGCUCAAGCGGCACGUUCCCAAGGGAGAAGUGA
This is a messenger RNA of Plasmodium coatneyi, 2136 nucleotides long. RefSeq names its product Transporter. The record is from RefSeq and is a predicted model, not a curated record. Gene Ontology annotation, molecular function: cadmium ion transmembrane transporter activity; manganese ion transmembrane transporter activity. NCBI's taxonomy places the organism in Eukaryota, Apicomplexa, Aconoidasida, Haemosporida, Plasmodiidae. The transcript has a single exon. Gene Ontology annotation, biological process: metal ion transport. Bases 1 to 2136 code for a protein of 711 amino acids. Gene Ontology annotation, cellular component: membrane.